AUGACCAAGUUGCAUCUGGGCGGUGAGGCCAAGUCGGAAACGAAGGUCGCAUCCGCUCGGCACUUCAUCACCACCUUUUUCGCGGUCCCUGCCUACAACUCGCUCAAUAACCUCCUACUACAUAUCACAAUGGCUUCCGGCUAUGGCAACAACGGCGGCCCCGGCCGCUGCUACGCCUUCUGGCAAGAGGUUCUUGGUUGCUACGUUGUGAACUCUGGCGAGGGUGAGAACGGCAAGAAGAAGUGUGUGCCCGCCCUGGAAGAUUACCACGAGUGCCUUCACCACCGCAAAGAGGCUCUCCGCACCAUGAAGAUGCAAGCUGCCUACCGCAAGGCCGAGGCCGCACACCCCCGGGAGAACGCCCCCAAGGCGGAGCAAAUUCGAAGCCUGGGUCUACUUGGGAAGGAAGAACAGGCAGCUAAUGUGCUGGCCCAACGGUGA
This is a messenger RNA of Penicillium soppii, 441 nucleotides long. RefSeq lists its product as uncharacterized. NCBI's taxonomy places the organism in Eukaryota, Fungi, Ascomycota, Eurotiomycetes, Eurotiales, Aspergillaceae. The record is from RefSeq and is a predicted model, not a curated record. Bases 1 to 441 code for a protein of 146 amino acids. The transcript has 3 exons. Gene Ontology annotation, biological process: mitochondrial respiratory chain complex I assembly.